Molecule: messenger RNA, 1554 nt
Organism: Euleptes europaea (tarantolino)
Lineage: Eukaryota; Metazoa; Chordata; Lepidosauria; Squamata; Sphaerodactylidae
Product: collagenase 3-like
Exons: 10
Coding region: 16-1554 (512 amino acids)
Biological process (GO): collagen catabolic process; extracellular matrix organization; proteolysis
Cellular component (GO): extracellular matrix
Molecular function (GO): metalloendopeptidase activity; zinc ion binding
Source: RefSeq, a predicted model, not a curated record
UAUCAUCUCAGACAAAUGCAGUCAUUUUUUGGCCUGAACACUACUGGACAGCUGGACGCAGACACCCUUGAGCUGAUGAAACAACCACGGUGUGGCGUCCCUGAUGUGGCAGGUUACAACCUUUUCCCCAGGAAAAUGAAGUGGCCAACAUGGAACUUGACAUAUAGAAUUAUAAACUACACUCUGGAUCUGAGUCAUGAAGGAACAGACCAAGCCGUACGAGAAGCGUUCCAAGUAUGGAGUGACGUCACCCCUCUUCGUUUCACCAGACUCUUGCAUGGCACAGCGGACAUUGUGAUAUCUUUUGGAAAGAAAGAACACGGGGAUUUCUUUCCAUUUGAUGGGCCGUUAGGCCAGCUGGCUCAUGCUUUCCCUCCUGGUGACAAUAUUGGUGGAGAUGUCCACUUUGAUGAUGAUGAAACCUGGACCAGUGAUUCCAGAGCUUUUAAUUUGUUUGCAGUUGCAGCCCAUGAAUUUGGCCAUGCUUUGGGACUACAACACUCCAGCGAUCCCAGAGCCCUGAUGUACCCCCUUUAUACCUACGGCGGCUUGAGGGACUUUGUCCUUCCUGAAGAUGAUGUGGAAGGCAUUCAAGCUCUUUAUGGUUCACCAACAAGAACAGUCACUUCUGAAACUCCAAGUAGAUGUGACCCAAACUUCUCUGCAGAUGCUAUUGCAGAAAUACACGGGGAGAAAAUCAUAUUCAAGGACAGAUUCAUGUGGCAUCACAAUCCUCAGAUGUCUAGUCAAGGUUGGGUUGCCAUUCAUUCACUUUGGCCAGGAGUUCCAAACCAAGUUGAUGCUGCUUACAGCCUUCCAGACGAGGACCUUAUUUUCAUAUUUAGAGGGAAUAAAUUUUGGGCUGCAAAAGGCUAUGCUAUACUUCCUGGCUAUCCCCAGAAACUGUACCAACUCAGAUUCCCAAGCAGCGUGGAAAAGAUAGAUGCUGCAUUUCAUGAUGUAAAGAGUGGAAAGACAAAGUUUUUCACUGGAGAUGAGAUAUGGAGCUAUGACGAGAGAUUUCAGUCUAUGGAUCAUGACUAUCCUAAAUUAGCAAAGGAGGAAUACCCCGGAAUUGUGGACAAGGUCGAUGCAGCAUAUCAACAGAAUGGUUCCAUUUUUUUCUUCCGUGGGUCCGUCCAAUUUGAAUACAGCAUCUGCCGGGGUAUUUCUGAAGGUUUUGAAAGAGACAGUCAACUGUUCUUUGAUAACACCUAUCACCUGUUUGGUACCUACCACCUGUUCGUACAACCCUUGCUGGCAGACUGGGUCUGGGAGACAGUAAAUGCCUUCCUGAGAGAUGGGGUGGUCAUUCCUGCCUUGAAAUGGGCAGUGGUGCAUCCACGCCUAAAGAAAUCUACUCUGGACCCAGGAAAGUUGAACAACUACUGUCCAGUCUCAAAUGUACCAUUCUUGAGAAAGGUGAUUGAACGAGUGGUGGUUGGCCAACUUCAGACAUUCCUGAAUGAAGCGGAUUCUUUAGAUCCAUUCCAAUCUGGUUUCACACCUGGUUAUGGGACUGAAAUGCCUUGGUUGUCCUGGUGGAUGACAUGA